Anopheles arabiensis is the source of this 4315-nucleotide messenger RNA. RefSeq names its product trafficking protein particle complex subunit 8 (gene l(3)76BDm). The transcript has 9 exons. Gene Ontology annotation, biological process: protein localization to phagophore assembly site; endoplasmic reticulum to Golgi vesicle-mediated transport. The record is from RefSeq and is a predicted model, not a curated record. Bases 229 to 4248 code for a protein of 1339 amino acids. Gene Ontology annotation, cellular component: cytoplasmic vesicle; phagophore assembly site; TRAPPIII protein complex. NCBI's taxonomy places the organism in Eukaryota, Metazoa, Arthropoda, Insecta, Diptera, Culicidae.
UUAUCGUUGCGCAAACUCCUUUGAUAGUCGUACGAGAUCGUGCGAAAACCACUGUACGGGAUCAGCUGCUGGUUGCUGUCACACAUCUGUCAAAGUGUGGUAGUGUUUGUUUACGUAGGAAAAGGGAAAUCGAUAAACGUUUCAGCUCGGAGGACGAAUUAUUUCCUGUUAUCAGUUCAUUAGUUAAAUGUAAUUUUGCGCACGGGAUUGCAAGUACCCGUCACAACCAUGAUUCACCUCACCGGACAGAACUACUCCACCAAGGAGAUCAUACAGAACAUAUUUUCGCCCAUGGUGGGAGCCAUCGUGUCCCAGCAGGCCGAGGAGCUGUGCCAGAAAAACAAUCUUUCGUUUGUGGAAAUGUUGCAGCCCUUCCUGAAGCUUUCCUCCGACGCACACUUUCGCGACAUUGCCGGCACGAGCGUUUCGAUCAAGGGGCUGCGGAUCAAUGUGGUGGACGUGAACUGGCGCCCACCGCAGACGAUACUGGCGAAAAAGAUGCUGAACGAGGCGGUCACCACCGCACCGGGCGGCGAUAAGAUGCGAGCGAUCAAGCUGGAUGAUGGUAGCUUCGUGGACAUUCCCGUCUCCGAGCCGUGGUUCGAGCAGUGGCGUGAAACGUUUCUCACCGUGCAGUUCCCGGCGGACCACGAGUUUACCCGCCAUCUGCUGUGCUCGUUGAUCGUCGUCUCGAGCAUCGAUCCGAACCCGAUCGAGACCGCCAGCCAGCUGACGAAAAAGAUACAGAUGAUGCAGAACAUUACGCCGCCCCGGCUGCCGAAGUGGUUCGCUUCCGAUGCGCUCAACUGCUACGUUAUGCUGCACGAUGGAUGCUCUGGGGAUAUUGGAAAGGCUCAGCAAGCGUUCGAAGGGCUGAAAUCGACCUACGGCGAGCACAAGUGCUUCCUGCUGCAGAUUAACUCGCACGGUGGCCCACCGACCGACUGUCCCGACCCGUGGGUAAGGUAUCUGAAGAAACACCAACGGUCGGAACCGAGCACGGCAAGCGAUGUGGACAGUGCGCCGAAGACACCGCAGGACAUGGGCUCGGUAACGGGCAUGCCCACGACGGUGGUACAAUCGUCCAAUCUGCUAGUGCACGGUGGCGGUAUAAGCAGCAGCGGCAGUAGCCUUUCGUCCGAAACACCGCCUUCCGGCAUUGUGGUGGGUGAGGUGAUUGCGCAUCCGCUGAGUCCGGUGCAGGAGACGGGCAUCGAGCUACAGGAAACGUCGAGCUUGACGUCGAGCAUCGACAGCCUGUCGCUGCAAACGAUCAAUCCGAACGUGUGGCCGAUCGAGAGUGACAUCGAGGUGGCUCAUGGGUCGUUUCUGACGGCGGGCGAUUUGGACAACCUGAAACACUUUGUGCAGGAUUUUGCGGUGCGUGCGUUGAUUCCCUAUGUGGAACGGUUGGUGGGCGUGUUGAACGAUUCGAUAUCGAACAAGAAGGGCGUGAGCCGCUCGCUGCUAAGCGCAACCAAGCGAUGGUUCGUCACGAACAAGCCGGGAGUUAACACGAACCAGAAUGCGGUCGUCUACACGAACGAAUCCACAGAGCUGCAGACGCGAAAGUUGGGCGAUCUGUACUUUAUGUUCAGCCACUAUUCGCUCGCCUUCCAAGCCUACCAUCAGGCCAAGCGUGACUUUAAUGCUGACUCGGCGUGGCAGUACUAUGCCGGUGCGCUCGAGAUGGCAGCACUGGCCGCGCACAUGCAGGGUACGGCGAGUCGCAAAACGUACGACUACAUGGAGGAAGCAAUACUGACCUACCUGAACAGCUGCAAGCUGCCCCAGUUCGCUACCCGUGCCACCCUGCUGUCCAUGGAGUGUUUGCGAGCGGCCAAACAGUACAACGAAGCGGCCAAGCAGUUGAUCCGGAUGACGAGUGAAGAUUCGGACCUGCGGUCGGCACUAUUGCUCGAGCAGGCCUCGUAUUGCUUCCUGCUAGCGAAUCCGCCCCAGUAUCGUAAGUACGCGCUGCACUGCGUGCUGGCGGGCCAUAGAUUUUCCAAGGUUGGCCAGCGGAAGCAUUCGUUCCGCACGUACAAGCAGGCGUACCAGGUGUUUGAGAACCGUGGCUGGAGUUUGGCGGAGGAUCACAUCCAGUACACGAUCGGUCGGCAGGCUUCGAACCUGAAGAAGCUGGACGAAGCGAGUCUCUGUUUGGAGCAUCUGUUGCGCCCCUCAAGCAUGCAAACGGCCACCCAGCAGACGUUGUUUUUGCGCGAGUAUCUCAGCACGAAAAAGGCACUGCAGGCGAAGGGUGGGGAGGGAGCGAACGAUAUUCCAUCGAUCGCGCUGCCGAAGAUUGUGCAGACGAUGACGAAGGUGCUGGUAACGUCACCGCCGCCAGUUUCGAAUCCGUUGCACGUGGCGGCAACGAAUAUUAACAUUACGGCUACCCCAACGGACGAAAACGUGUGGAACAAGAUGGAGGAAAUGCUGGUGCAGAGUGCUGCCGAGCGUCCGGUGAUGGUGUUCCGUCCCUCGAAGUCGCUGUUCUCCACCGAGGCGCCGGCCACGGAAAACCCCCGCUCCGUGCACGGGGAACCGAUCGAGGUGGCGUUCAACCUUGAAAACACCAUCAAACCGGCGGUGCUGUUCGAGAACAUCAACCUCCUGUGGGAGUUCCGCCGGGAGACGGGUGAGAUUUUCUCCAACCGGCCGCUCUUUCUCGGCGACGUUAGCUUGGAGGAGCGGUCAGAAAUUGAGAACGUGGUCGCGUCCAGCUUUGUGGCGCUCGUCACGUUCGGCGAGCAUGAGACGAAAACGCUUGUCCUGAAGCUAACGCCGCGCAGUACCGGCCAGCUGCGGAUACUGGGCAUCGUGGGAAAGAUAUCGGCGGCCCAGCCGGCCGGUUCGGGCGAAGCUCCGUCUCUGUGGGGCAAACAGCUGUUCGAAGCGCAACCGAUACGGGUCGGCAGUGCCGGUGGCAAGGACGGGAACAAACCGGUAGCUGCAGCCGCUGCCGCGGCCUUUGAUCGCAAGCUGGAGAUAGAGAUUCUUCCACCGGCGCCGGCCCUGCACGUCAGCUUCAGCCACGCACCGUCGGAGGUGCUGGCGGGAGAGGUUAUUCCGCUGAAAAUGAACAUGACAAAUGCAGGCGUGAGUGUGCUGAACGAUAUUUACGUGUGCAUCGACAAUCCACGGUAUGUGUUGCUGAAUCCGAGCGAAGCGGACAUACCGCUGUCGAUACGGCGCGAUUUGCAAAACCUGGCCAACGAAAACGUGGGCCGAGAUCGUGAGGCACGCAAGCAGUACGUGUGUAGAGCGUUCCGGGAGGCGGAAGGCAACUUCAUUGCUCCGAACGAGACGAAGACGGCCACGCUGUGGCUGCAGGCCCCGUACUCGAAGGGCCAGAAAGACAUCAAGCUGAUGAUUUACUAUGCAAUGCCACAGGACUAUCCAAAGUUGAAGCAUCGUCUCGUGCGACAUACGUGGAAUUUUAACGUAAACGAUUCGUUGCUCGUCGAUGCGAACUGCAAUCUGAGCAAUCCGACCAAACGUGAGCUGGGUAUUGAUGUGAAUGUGAAGAAUCUAAACCAAGUCCACCAUCCGCUAAUGACGGAAAUUGUGAUCAACGAGCUGUAUCUUUACUGUUCUGCGUACGAGCUGCAGAAAAAUAGAGUGGUUUAUAUUAAAACACCCGGCCACAUCAAACUGCAGUCGGGCGGGGGACUGAAAACUAAUGAAACCGUCAGCCUGCGCUGUAACCUGCAGCGUCGUACGGCCGACGUCGCGUAUGAUGGCAACUUCCAAGGUUACGUUUCGCAGAAGCUGUCCACCGUGACGGUGCGCGCAUCGGAGCCGGCCGCCAAGGCAACACUUCCCGCGCUGGAAGCGGCGGGCAGUUUUCUGCUCAAGAACGAAACCAAAUUCAUACGCGUGUACGAACCGGGCAGCAAUGAAGAGUUCAAUCAAAUAGUCAACCAACGGGACAGCCACAUGACGCUCUGUGUGAACUGGUCCGCCACGAUUAACGACAACGGUGCGUCCCGAAAGGCGUACGGACAGCACUUUGUGCAGCUGAGAAAUCUCUACGACACUGUGUACUGUCCACCGUCCGAGCGGCUGCAGCAAAUCACUUUUACGGGCCAGUCGAACGUUUAUGGUAUUUUUGAUGAUUUAGAUAAAUUGAUGCCGGUCGAGAACGAUGAUAUCGAUAGCGGUUGGGGCGUUAAUCAAAGCUAUGUGGCGCAGAGAUGUUUCCUGGAGGAAAGCUUCCAAUCAGUUGAACUGAGAGCGUAGGACGUAAGGUUUUGAAAGUAUCUUAUUAUUCCAUAUUAUCGCAUCAAAUAAAGUAUUUUUAAACUUA